This is a messenger RNA of Callithrix jacchus (white-tufted-ear marmoset), 4410 nucleotides long. RefSeq names its product BOS complex subunit NOMO1. Gene Ontology annotation, molecular function: carbohydrate binding. Lineage: Eukaryota; Metazoa; Chordata; Mammalia; Primates; Cebidae. The record is from RefSeq and is a predicted model, not a curated record. Gene Ontology annotation, cellular component: endoplasmic reticulum membrane.
CCUCCAGGCCUCCAGAGGGCAAAGAUGGUCUCGUUUCCUUGCCGAGCAUUUGCCGUAGUUCUCUCUUCCGGGGCCUUGGGCUUCGGGUCGGAGCGCGCGUGCGCGGCGGCGGCGGCGGGGCGGAGCCUUGGCUGUCAGCCGGCCUAGGAGGCGGAAGGAACCUGCGGCGGGCGGUGUGAGGGGCGGGACCUGGCGGCCGGCGGAGGCUCCAGCUGGGGAAGGUCGGGCCAUGCUGGCGGACCGGGACGCGGGGCCUCUGGGGGCCGUGGUGGUCACCGCCGCCGUGGUGCUGCUGCUGAGCGGCGUGGGGCCGGUGCACGGCUCGGAGGACAUCGUGGUGGGCUGCGGGGGCUUCGUCAAGUCGGACGUGGAGAUCAACUACUCGCUGAUCGAGAUAAAGUUGUACACCAAGCAUGGGACUUUGAAAUACCAGACGGACUGUGCCCCCAACAAUGGUUACUUUAUGAUCCCUUUGUAUGAUAAGGGGGAUUUCAUUUUGAAGAUUGAGCCUCCCCUAGGGUGGAGUUUUGAGCCGACGACCGUGGAGCUCCAUGUGGAUGGAGUCAGUGACAUCUGCACAAAGGGUGGGGACAUCAACUUUGUCUUCACUGGGUUCUCUGUGAACGGCAAGGUCCUCAGCAAAGGGCAGCCCCUGGGUCCUGCAGGAGUUCAGGUGUCUCUGAGAAACACUGGGACUGAAGCAAAGAUCCAGUCGACAGUUACACAGCCCGGCGGAAAGUUUGCGUUUUUUAAAGUUCUGCCUGGAGAUUAUGAAAUCCUUGCAACUCAUCCGACCUGGGCAUUGAAAGAGGCAAGCACCACAGUGCGUGUAACCAACUCAAAUGCCAAUGCGGCCAGUCCCCUCAUAGUUGCUGGCUAUAAUGUGUCUGGCUCUGUCCGAAGUGAUGGGGAGCCCAUGAAAGGGGUGAAGUUUCUUCUCUUUUCUUCUUUAGUAACUAAAGAGGAUGUCCUGGGCUGCAGUGUCUCACCAGUGCCUGGGUUCCAGCUCCAAGAUGAGAGUCUGGUAUAUUUGUGCUACACUGUCUCCAGAGAAGACGGCUCCUUCUCCUUCUAUUCCUUGCCAAGUGGGGGCUACACUGUGAUUCCAUUCUAUCGCGGGGAGAGAAUUACCUUUGAUGUGGCGCCUUCCAGACUCGACUUUACAGUGGAGCAUGACAGCCUGAAAAUCGAGCCCGUGUUCCACGUCAUGGGGUUCUCCGUCACCGGGAGGGUCUUGAACGGACCAGAAGGAGAUGGUGUUUCAGAGGCAGUAGUCACCCUGAAUAACCAAAUCAAAGUCAAAACAAAAGCUGAUGGCUCAUUCCGCCUGGAGAACAUAACCACAGGGACAUACACCAUCCAUGCUCAGAAAGAGCACCUCUACUUUGAAACAGUCACCAUCAAAAUUGCACCGAACACACCUCAGCUGGCUGACAUUAUUGCAACAGGGUUCAGUGUCUGUGGUCAGAUAUCAAUCAUUCGCUUCCCCGACACUGUCAAGCAGAUGAGUAAAUACAAAGUUGUCCUAUCAUCUCAAGACAAGGACAAGUCUUUGGUCACCGUGGAGACGGAUGCUCAUGGAUCAUUUUGUUUUAAAGCAAAACCAGGGACUUAUAAAGUUCAGGUGAUAGUUCCUGAGGCAGAGACCAGAGCAGGGCUGACAUUGAAACCCCAGACGUUUCCUCUUACUGUGACCGACAGGCCUGUGAUGGAUGUGGCCUUUGUACAGUUUUUGGCAUCAGUUUCUGGGAAAGUCUCUUGUUUGGAUACUUGCGGUGACCUACUGGUGACUCUGCAGUCACUGAGCCGCCAGGGUGAGAAGCGGAGCCUCCAGCUCUCCGGCAAGGUCAACUCCAUGACUUUCACCUUUGACAGCGUGCUCCCAGGAAGAUACAAAAUAAGCAUCAUGCAUGAGGAUUGGUGCUGGAAGAACAAGAGCCUGGAGGUGGAAGUGCUGGAGGAUGACGUGUCUGGUGUUGAGUUCAGGCAGACGGGCUACAUGCUGAGAUGUUCCCUGUCUCACGCCAUCACUCUGGAAUUUUAUCAGGAUGGAAAUGGACGUGAGAACGUGGGGAUUUAUAACCUCUCCAAAGGAGUUAACCGAUUCUGCCUGUCCAAACCUGGUGUGUACAAAGUGACCCCUCGCUCCUGUCACCGGUUUGAGCAAGCGUUCUACACCUAUGACACGUCUUCACCUAGUAUCUUGACGUUGACAGCCAUUCGCCACCAUGUCCUUGGAACUAUCACCACCGACAAAAUGAUGGAUGUCACUGUGACUAUCAAGUCUUCCAUCGACAGUGAACCCGCCUUGGUCUUAGGCCCUCUGAAGUCUGUGCAGGAGCUGCGGAGGGAACAGCAGCUGGCUGAGAUCGAGGCCCGCAGACAGGAGAGGGAGAAGAACGGCAAAGAGGAAGGGGAAGAAAGAAUGACCAAGCCGCCCGUGCAGGAAAUGGUAGAUGAGUUGCAAGGCCCCUUCUCAUAUGAUUUCUCUUAUUGGGCCCGGUCUGGAGAGAAAAUCACUGUUACACCAUCAUCUAAAGAGCUGCUCUUUUAUCCCCCUUCAAUGGAAGCCAUCGUCAGUGGAGAAAGCUGCCCAGGGAAGCUGAUCGAGAUCCACGGGAAGGCAGGCCUGUUUUUAGAAGGCCAGAUCCACCCCGAGUUGGAAGGAGUCGAGAUUAUCAUCAGUGAAAAGGGGGCGAGUUCACCCCUGAUCACAGUCUUUACUGAUGACAAAGGUGCCUACAGUGUCGGCCCCUUGCACAGUGACCUGGAGUACACGGUGACCUCACAGAAGGAGGGCUACGUUCUGACUGCCGUGGAAGGAACCGUCGGAGACUUCAAGGCCUAUGCCCUGGCAGGCGUAAGCUUUGAGAUAAAAGCUGAGGAUGACCAGCCCCUUCCGGGAGUCCUCUUAUCCCUUAGCGGUGGCCUGUUUCGUUCCAACCUCUUGACCCAGGACAAUGGCAUUCUGACGUUCUCAAACCUGAGCCCUGGCCAGUAUUACUUCAAGCCCAUGAUGAAGGAGUUCCGGUUUGAGCCGUCCUCACAGAUGAUCGAGGUGCAGGAAGGCCAGAAUCUGAAGAUCACUAUCACGGGGUAUCGAACCGCUUAUAGUUGCUAUGGCACAGUGUCUUCCUUAAAUGGAGAACCUGAACAAGGGGUUGCUGUGGAAGCCGUGGGCCAGAAUGACUGCAGCAUUUAUGGAGAAGACACCGUGACAGAUGAAGAGGGCAAGUUCAGAUUACGUGGAUUGCUGCCGGGAUGUGUGUACCACGUUCAGCUCAAGGCAGAAGGCAACGACCACAUUGAGCGGGCGCUCCCCCACCAUCGGGUGAUUGAGGUUGGGAAUAAUGAUAUCGAUGAUGUAAACAUCAUAGUUUUCCGGCAGAUUAAUCAAUUUGAUUUAAGUGGAAACGUGAUCACUUCCUCUGAGUACCUUCCUACAUUAUGGGUGAAGCUUUACAAAAGCGAAAACCUCGACAAUCCGAUCCAGACCGUCUCCCUUGGCCAGUCCCUCUUCUUCCAUUUCCCCCCACUGCUCAGAGACGGCGAGAACUAUGUUGUGCUUCUGGACUCCACACUCCCCAGAUCCCAGUAUGACUACAUCUUGCCUCAAGUUUCUUUCACCGCAGUGGGCUACCAUAAACACAUCACCUUGAUUUUCAAUCCCACGAGGAAGCUGCCUGAACAGGACAUUGCGCAAGGAUCCUACAUUGCCCUGCCACUGACGCUGCUGGUUCUGCUGGCCGGUUACAACCAUGACAAGCUCAUUCCUUUGCUGCUACAGUUGACGAGUCGGCUACAGGGAGUCCGCGCGCUCGGCCAGGUAGCCUCUGACAAUAGCGGCCCAGAAGAUGCCAAGAGACAGGCCAAGAAACAGAAGACAAGGCGGACGUGAGGAGGAAGGGGGGCCGUAGCAGUCUCACUUCGGACAGGCCACAGCCAGGGGUCCGGCCACCACCCGCCCAUGGGAUGAAAGCCAAAAGCAUGCAUCAGCUAACUUCAGCCUGUACUGCUGGCCUUGCACCCCUGUCCCUUGUCACUGUGGCAGCCUGUGCGCAUCCUCACCCUCCAUUUGGCCCCUCGUGCAAUGCAGUGAAUGGACCCUCCUGUCACUCUGCUGAAAAGAAUUUAUUUUCUGAGUUGAAUAUAAUUUAUUAUUAUUAUUUUUGUCGAAGUAUUUAAGCUGUGCUGGUGGUGUGAGAAUGUCAUUCUUGAUCUUCACCAUUCGUUUGCAAGAGGAGUUCCAGUCGACAGGGCAUUUGGUUCCAUGGUGAGGUACCCUUGGAAUUUCCCCGUUUUCUUCGCUUCCCUUGCAUCUGAGAUCCCUGCUGGAAACCACAGCAACCUGUGUCCACUGCUAGGAGGUAAAAAUCAAUAAAACUGCCCAUUCAUUUGUGUUGUAGCUCA